Toxotes jaculatrix (banded archerfish) is the source of this 3290-nucleotide messenger RNA. It is a transcript of the gene aars2, whose product is annotated as alanyl-tRNA synthetase 2, mitochondrial (putative). The transcript has 23 exons. NCBI's taxonomy places the organism in Eukaryota, Metazoa, Chordata, Actinopteri, Toxotidae. The coding region runs from base 145 to 3102 and encodes 985 amino acids. The record is from RefSeq and is a predicted model, not a curated record. Gene Ontology annotation, cellular component: mitochondrion; cytoplasm. Gene Ontology annotation, biological process: alanyl-tRNA aminoacylation; tRNA modification. Gene Ontology annotation, molecular function: aminoacyl-tRNA deacylase activity; amino acid binding; nucleic acid binding.
CUAGCGUCAGCAUUCACGGUAAACUCGGUGAACAAGGUCCGGUUCAGACGCGACAACGCAGGCCUCUGCCGUUACACCGACAGGGUCGAAAUGGUUCGGGCUCAGUCCGGGUUUGUCGGAGUCUGAUCCGGGUCCGUGAUCCACAUGUUGAGACUCAUCCUCCGGAGGCCCCGGUCGGCCAGCGGGCCGCCGGUCCUCCUCUUCACCCGUUCAGCUCGCUCCUUCGGCGGGUGUCCUCCGGGACAGCCCGCCGCUCGGGUCCGGAGCACCUUCCUGGACUUCUUCCGGCAGGAACACGGACACCUGCUGGUCCCGUCCUCCCCUGUUCGGCCCAGAGGAGACCCCAGCCUGUUGUUUGUCAACGCUGGCAUGAACCAGUUUAAGCCCGUCUUCCUGGGGACGGUGGACCCUCGCAGUGAGAUGGCCUCCUACCGGAGAGUGGUCAACAGCCAGAAAUGUGUCCGAGCCGGAGGCAAACACAACGACCUGGACGACGUGGGCCGAGACGUCUACCACCACACCUUCUUCGAGAUGCUGGGAAACUGGUCGUUUGGAGACUACUUCAAGGAGGAGGCGUGUGCGAUGGCGUGGAGCCUCCUCACAGAGCAUUAUGGGAUACCUGCAGACAGACUGUAUGUGUCGUAUUUUGCCGGAGAAGCUGCAUCAGGUUUAGCAGCUGAUGAGGAGACGCGACAGAUCUGGUUAGACAUCGGGGUCGCCCCCGGUCGCCUCCUUCCGUUUGGCCUGAAGGAGAACUUCUGGGAGAUGGGGGACGCGGGCCCCUGUGGCCCCUGCACCGAGAUUCACUACGACCACAUUGGGGGACGAGACGCUGCGACGCUGGUCAACAGGGACAGUCCUGAUGUGGUGGAGAUCUGGAACCUGGUCUUCAUGCAGUACAACAGGGAGGUGGACCACAGUCUGCGGCUGCUGCCUCAGUUCAGUGUGGAUACUGGGAUGGGACUGGAGAGACUGGUGAGCGUCCUGCAGGGAAAAAGGUCAAACUACGACACGGACCUGUUCACGCCUCUGCUCCACGCCAUCCACCAGAAGUCGAAGGUGGAGCCGUACGGCAGCAGGACAGGCGCAGCAGACCAGGGAAAGGUGGACGUGGCGUACAGGGUGGUGGCCGACCACAUCCGCACUUUAUCGGUCUGCAUCGCUGACGGAGUUCAUCCGGGCAUGUCGGGAGCCGAGCUGGUGCUGAGGAGGAUUUUGCGGCGGGCUGUGCGUUUCUGUGUCGAGGUACUUCAGGCUCCUCAGGGAGCGCUGGCCAGCCUGGUUCCUACUGUCACCCACAUCCUGGGCGACGUGUAUCCGGAGCUGCGCAGGGAGGCAGAGCGGAUCAUGGACGUCAUCAACGAGAACGAGGCUCACUUCCUGUCGUCUCUGCAGCAUGGCGGCAGGCUGAUCCACCGCACGCUCAGCAGAAUGGACAAACAUGGAGUCUUCCCCGCCUCUGUGGCCUGGUCUCUGCACAGGGACCUGGGUUUUCCUCUGGACCUGGUGGACUUGAUACUGGAGGAGAGAGGAGUCCAGGUGGACCGUCAGGAGCUGGACCGACUGAUCGCAGAGAACCACAAGGUGGCGUCCGACCUGAAGUCAGGUGUUCAGUCUCAGGUGAUGUUGGACGUCCUCAGCCUGGCAGAGCUGCAGCGUCGGGGGGUUCCUCACACUGACGACAGCCUCAAAUACCAGUACAGACUGGACCAGGGCCGAUACGUCUUCCCAGCAUGCUGUGCGACAGUUCUCGCUCUGUAUGAUGGUGAGGCCCUGGUGUCAGAGGUCACUGAGGGUCAGCGCUGUGGGGUCAUCCUGGAUCAGACCUGUUUCUACUCUGAGCAGGGGGGGCAGUCACAUGACCAGGGCUACCUCACCCAAGACGGACUGCAGGACGUGCUGUACCCUGUGGAGGACGUGGUCCUGGCAGGGGGGUAUGUCGUCCAUCAGGUGACUGCGGCCGACAGUCUGAGGACCGGUGACCAGGUGCAGCUACACCUGGACCAGGUCCACAGAUUGUCUUGUAUGGUGAAACACACAGCAACUCACAUCCUGAACUUUGGCCUGAGGACAGUCCUGGGUCCUUCAGUUCAGCAGAGAGGAUCUCAUGUAUCAGCUGACCGCCUCCGCUUCGACUUCAGUGUCAGGACGUCUCUGAGCGUCUCUCAGCUGCAGCAGGUAGAAAGGUGUGUUAACGACAUCAUCUCAGCCAAUCACAUCGUCCACAGCCAGGAGCUUCCUCUGCAGACAGCCAGGAGCAUCAGAGGACUGAGGACAGUGGACGAGGUGUAUCCUGACCCUGUCCGGGUGGUGUCUGUGGCGGUCCCGGUCUCUGAGCUGCUGGACAAUGAGACAGACAGGCAGACGUCCGUGGAGCUCUGCUGUGGAACGCACCUGCUUCAGACGGGAGCUGUAGAGGACCUGGUGAUCGUCUCUGAGAGACAGCUUGUGAAAGGGAUCAGCCGGAUCGUCGCAGUGACGGGACCGGAGGCAGCACGGGCUCGGGACGCGGGACAGGCUUUGUCUCAGGACGUGGACUCUCUGUCAGCCAGACUGACAGACUCCAGCCCCUCCGGUCUUGAGUCCGCUCAGUGUUUUGCCAAGGAGGUCGGAGUCCUUUCUGAUGCUGUGGAUAACACCCCCAUCCCUCAGUGGCAGCGCAGAGAGCUGCAGAGUCGCCUCAAAGCUCUGCAGAGGGUCAGUAACACCACCGUCAGGAAACUGGAGACCAGAGAGGCCGCAGGUAGAGCUCGAGCUCUGCUGGAGAAGAACGGCAUCAAGGACCUGCUGGUGGACUCAGUGGAGACGGACUCUCUGUCGGUUGUGAUGAAAACGGUGAACCAGCUGAGCUCCAUCUCGCCUCUCAGUCAUGUGAUGCUGCUCGCUCACCAGAGGCAUUCUGGGAAGGUUCUGUGUGCCUGUCAGGUUCCCAAGGGUUCGACGUCUCUCCUGGCCUCUGAUUGGGCGGUUGCAGUGUGUCGUUACCUCGGGGGGAGCGCUGGGGGCUCAGCGCUGGUUGCCAAGGGAACAGGAAGUAGCAGUGACAUCAUAGAGGCUAUGAGGUGGGCGGAGGAGUUUGCACGCCAGAAAACACAGCGAUGAUGUCAGAAAGAGGGAUGACGAUGGAGGCUGGGACACGGGGUCACAGUGGACCAUAAACAGCUCCGCCCACAGCUGCAGUCGCUCUCUUCUCAUUGGACAACAGGCUCAGGUGUGAAUUUAUCAUUUAAAUGGAAAGUUUAUAAAUUUCUUUGUUUUAAAAGAAAUAAAAACGUGCACUCACACUGCUU